This is a messenger RNA of Danaus chrysippus (African queen), 489 nucleotides long. Lineage: Eukaryota; Metazoa; Arthropoda; Insecta; Lepidoptera; Nymphalidae. The record is from the annotation of a GenBank genome assembly.
AUGUCUAAAAUAUCAAAUCUCAUUGAUUUCGUAGUGAAACGUAACAUUUCGCUAUCUGCACCUCGUGAGGGUAAAAGAAAUUUCAGGAAAUUCGUGGUCGCAAACAAACGAGGGUCCCGUUUGUUCAAGGAGAGACAGAGCGGUCCUAAUCCAGAAUUAGAAGUAGACAAACGUGGUGUCCGCGACACUGGCUAUAUGUUGAACGGUAGAUAUGUAAAAGUACCAGAAAUGAUACCAGAACUCAUUGUACCCGAUUUGAAAGAUUGUAAUCUGAAACCUUACGUAUCUUACAAGGCAGAGGAUGUAAUCCAAAGUGAAUUCACACCAGAGCAAUUGUUUGAUGCUGUUUAUAGUAAAAAGAUUGUUACUGAUUAUAAGCAAGGUAAAUUAAAUGCUGACGGCCAACCGAUUGAACCUUCGGAAGAGGAAAGCUUACAACCCGAAGAAGCUAUACAGAGAGCAAAAAGAACCGGCUCUGAUAUAUUUUAA